AUGAGAUUUUCCGCUGUAGUCGUCGCGCUUGCCGGCUUUGCCGCCGCGCAGCAGAAUGCGCUACCCACGUGCGCUCAAGGCUGCGUAAAUCAAUACACUACUGGCAGUGGCAUUGCUGGCUGCAGUCAGAUCGACGUCAAGUGCAUCUGCUCCAACUCUGGCUUCCUUGACGGCAUCGCAUGCUGUCUCGCCGGUGCCUGUCCUCAAGCCGACCAGGACACCGCCGUCAAGUACGCAAAAGACAUCUGCACCGGAGCAGGCGUCACCGUCCCCGAUCAAGUCGUCUGUAAGAGCGCCAACUCGACAUCAUCGGCCACUGCUUCGCAAACGACCGCCGCUGCGACCGGAGCAACGGCGUCCGCCUCUGCUACCAGCACACCGAAUGCUGCGUCUACAAUGGGUCCGGUUGCGUUUCUUGGAGGUCUUAUUGCCGCCCUGGUCGCAUUGUGA
Molecule: messenger RNA, 450 nt
Organism: Colletotrichum acutatum
Lineage: Eukaryota; Fungi; Ascomycota; Sordariomycetes; Glomerellales; Glomerellaceae
Exons: 2
Coding region: 1-450 (149 amino acids)
Source: RefSeq, a predicted model, not a curated record